This is a messenger RNA of Diatraea saccharalis (sugarcane borer), 861 nucleotides long. NCBI's taxonomy places the organism in Eukaryota, Metazoa, Arthropoda, Insecta, Lepidoptera, Crambidae. The record is from the annotation of a GenBank genome assembly.
AUGGAUGUGGAAGGAAGAAAUAAAACGGUAUGGCCGCCACAUAUUUACAUUCUCAAUGUAGGUUUUUGGAAUUGCCUCAACGGAAUUCUCAACGAUAACUUUUUGAAUAUCAAACGCAUUAAAGUGUGCUUAAGUGGUUUAGACGUAUCCGUUCAAACAGUAAAUGACUUUCUUCGUUUGUCAUCAUCCCUGAGACAUGCCAAUAUACGGUUUAAGGCCUACACAAUAGACCAAGGGCUUCUUCACCACCGUGUAUUAAUUCGUGGGGUACCUAUAGACAUAGAACUUGAUACGAUUCACAGAGAUUUCAUUAAACAGGGUGUCCGUGUUAACGAGGUGCAUCGCCUCUUGAGAUUUGACCAAAAUCCGUUGGACAUUGUGUUGGUAAUAGUUGAUAACACACCUGAGGGUUUAACUAUAUUUCAAGUCCGCACUCUACUGGGUAUAAAUGUGUCCGUAGAAGUUCUCAACACUACUGUCUGCGUUCGAUGCAAAAGAUUUGGUCAUGAUGAAUGUGAUUGUAUUAUUUCUGAGCAUCUUUUACCAAGCCCUCCAAUUUCUUACAAGCCUCAAGAACCCAGCGUUGAUAUCAUUGAUGACCUUAUGUAUAUUGCGCAGUCGACAAGUACUUCGAAUGCCAUCUGUCCAAUUUAUCAAUCACCAACGCAUGCCGUACCUAGAGUUGAUCAGGAGGCUUUUGUCCGUUUAUUUGAAUUCAUACGAUCCGUUAAACCGGAAGAAAUUGAUGCUUUGAUUUUCCAACUUCGUCAAUGUAAUGGUUGUCUCGCUGACAUCAUGGGAAUAUAUGAAGCUAACAAAGAUUUGAUAACGACCGUAUAUAAAUUAUCAACGGCACUAUGA